This is a messenger RNA of Marmota flaviventris (yellow-bellied marmot), 1999 nucleotides long. Its product is annotated as probable G-protein coupled receptor 141. The record is from RefSeq and is a predicted model, not a curated record. Gene Ontology annotation, cellular component: membrane. NCBI's taxonomy places the organism in Eukaryota, Metazoa, Chordata, Mammalia, Rodentia, Sciuridae. Gene Ontology annotation, biological process: G protein-coupled receptor signaling pathway. Gene Ontology annotation, molecular function: oxysterol binding; G protein-coupled receptor activity.
CAGAGCAUGGGAGGGCUGCAGUGGCCCUGCUGUUAGCAAAGAAUACUAUUUGGAAGUCAGACAAGUAGCCCAUCUCUGCACUCCACCCUGAGAAAACUGCUCUUCCAGUGUACAGUUAGAUGUUUUGACACCUGCAAAUGUAAUCAAACUGAAACAUCCUAUCUCACUUUUCUGUCCAUCAACAAUUUUCAGUUAAAGACCACAGGGACACCAGUAACUGAACAGCCUGGUCACUGUACCUUGUCAAGACAACUCAUUGAAGACUUGAAUGAAAGAAGUAUCUGUCACGGGCAGUCUGCGAUACGAAUUUCCCUCCAAGGGCAGAGACCCAACAAUCACAAGUAACUCCCAAUGGGCCAAGAUUUUCUGAUGUUUCUGUGCUCUCUGGGAACUUGGAAGAAGUCUGGUUUCGUUCAUUCAGCAAUUGUUUAUCAAGAGGCUCUUACACAAAGGCACUGUUCCAGAUUCUAAAGGCGAUGUCUGAAGAAUGGCUGGUUACAAUAUCUCCAGGAAUUCCUCUUGUGAUCCUAUACUGACUCCUCAUUUAACCUGGCUCUACUUUGUAGUGCUCAUUGGCGGACUGACAGGUGUCAUCUCCAUUUUGUUCCUGCUGGUGAAAAUGAAUACACGGUCCGUGACGACCACAGCAGUCGUUAACCUGGUGGUGGUCCACAGUGUUUUUCUGCUGACAGUACCUUUCCGCUUGUCCUACCUCAUCAAGGAGACUUGGACAUUUGGAUUGCCCUUCUGCAAAUUUGUGAGUGCCAUGCUGCACAUCCACAUGUACCUCACGUUCCUCUUCUACCUGGUGAUCCUGGUUAUCAGGUACCUCAUCUUCUUCAAGCGCCAGGACAAAGUGGAAUUCUACAGAAAACUACAUGCGGUUGCUGCCAGUUCAGGCAUGUGGCUUUUGGUGAUUGUCAUUGUGGUACCCCUGGUCAUUUCUCAGUAUGGAAAUAAUGAGGAGUACAAUGAAAACCACUGUUUUAAUUUCCAUAAGGAACUUGGUCGUGAGUAUGUGCAAGCCAUCAAUUACAUAAUAGUCAUUAUUGUCAUAACCACUGCAGUGAUUCUCUUGGUCUUCCAGAUCUUCAUCACUAUAUCCAUGGUGCGGAAGCUAAGCCACUCCUUACUGUCCCACCAGGAGUUCUGGGCUCAGCUGAAGAAUCUAUUCUUCAUAGGCAUCAUCCUUAUUUGUUUUCUUCCCUACCAGUUCUUCAGGAUCUAUUACUUGCAUGUUGUGGCACAAACCAAGGGCUGCAAUAACAGUGUUGCAUUUUACAAUGAAAUCUUCCUGAGCGUCACAGCCAUUAGCUGCUGUGAUUUGCUGCUCUUUGUUCUAGGGGGAAGCCAUUGGUUUAAGCAAAAGAUAAUUGACCUAUGGAAUUGCCUUUUGUGCCGUUAGCCAUGAACCACCAUAGUAAUUUCUUUGUAUUGGGAGUGAAAAUAGUCCAGGGAGGUAAGUGGAGGGCUAUGGAAAAUAAUAUUCCAACCAGAUAGCCCCAGAAGAAAAGCGGAGAGAUGGUGCAGCUCCAGAGGAGGGAGAGAAAACUAGCCAAGCAUUAACCUACCGGUAAGUCCUUUCCCAAUAACAAUGGGCCCUGAAGGAAGGGAGUGGCUUCUGAAUGCUGGGCUAUGGACUUGGACCUUCCCCCAUUGCAAAUUAGUCCUAAAUGGAGACUCAGUAAAUAUGGAAACUCUGGGAAACAGUGAAUCCCAGAGAAAGAAAAGCAAUGGGUGAGAUUUGAGGAUACAUCUCUCAGGAUCUGGACUUCCAUCUCUCCAGGUAACAAUGAGUUUCAACCUUUUUAACCACUGCUUUCCUGAGUUAAAGUUUUAACCUGCACCACUAGCCCCUGACUGUCCAAAGGGCACAUCCACAGUUUCCAAUGAUUAAACCACCCUCACUGUAUCCUCUGUAACUGAAGGCCACUUUCUCAUCCAGAAAAUGAACCCCUAUGGUGCCUGAGUCUGUGAAUGAAUAAACGGCAUCUCUGAA